Messenger RNA from Coffea arabica (coffee), 1269 nucleotides. Its product is annotated as E3 ubiquitin-protein ligase AIRP2-like. The record is from RefSeq and is a predicted model, not a curated record. Lineage: Eukaryota; Viridiplantae; Streptophyta; Magnoliopsida; Gentianales; Rubiaceae. Gene Ontology annotation, molecular function: metal ion binding; ubiquitin protein ligase activity. Gene Ontology annotation, cellular component: cytosol. Gene Ontology annotation, biological process: protein ubiquitination.
AAAAAAAAAAAAAAGUCCAAUUACUAGAGGCAAGAUUAGCUACUACUCCGCUGCGUAAAUUCGACGACGUCGACGUGACGCCGCUCUCUCUCCAACUCUGUUCCCUUAGUUCUCUCAUCUCUCUGCUCCCUCCAAAUCCAGGCUUCUCCAGACAGACACUACGUGACUACAUCCUAAGCGUAAUAUCCGACUUUGGGCUUGCGGAGGAUCAGAGAAAGGUUUUCAGGGACAUUGGUGUUGGAGUUGGAUGGGAAUUGAGGAAAUUAGGAGGAGGAAGAGGUGCUGGAGAAAAAAGAAGUGAUGAUGAGGAAGUCUUUUAAGGAUUCUCUCAAAGCCCUUGAAGCUGACAUCCAACAUGCCAAUACCUUGGCUUCUGAUUAUCCUAGAGAAUAUGAUGGAGCUUGCCUCCAGAUGAGACUAUCAUAUAGUCCUUGUGCCCACAUUUUUCUCUUUCUCGUCCAGUGGACGGAUUGUCACCUUGCUGGAAUUCUUGGCUUUCUCAGGAUCCUUAUUUAUAAGGCAUACGAAGAUGGUAGGACAUCCAUGUCCGUUCAUGAAAGGAAAGCUACUAUAAAGGAAUUUUAUGGUGUGAUAUUCCCCUCCUUGUUGCAACUUCAAAGGGGAAUCACUGAAGUUGAAGAAAGAAAACAGAGAGAAAUCUGUGCCAAGAAGUACACUAGAAGUUAUGAAAUGGGCAAAGGUAAGUUGUCUGAAAUCGAAAUUGAGAGAGAAGAAGAAUGUGGAAUUUGCAUGGAGAUGAAAUCUAAGGUUGUUCUCCCCAGCUGCAACCACUCUCUCUGCUUGAAGUGUUAUAGGGACUGGAUGGCCAUUGAGCACCAGUGUCUAGAUAUCUCAAUGUGAUGCAGCCAUGCAGCAUGUAAUUACAGAAGCCUAAUUAGUCCCAUGCCCUUCAUUUUGAUUCUUGUGAUAUAUUGAGCUUUAGUUCUGUAGAUCACUUAAAACCAGCCAAGGGCUACAUUGCAAUCGCUCGCUCCUGGUGUGGCAUCUCUAUCUAGUCGUAUGGUACCCGCUCGAGUUACAAUAUAGUAAAUCUGAUCUCAGGCUCAGUUAAAAAUCCUCAAGUCUGAAUUUGUAGCAUUUCCGGGUAAUCUUUGGUCCUAGUGCGUCUGCUGAUUUCUGCAAGGCAAGAGCUUCAAACAGAUUAGAAAAGGAAUGGAAUUUUUAAAAAUCCUCGUCCUGUUGUUAUCAGUGAAAGAACUAAAGUUUAAUAAAUUAUUGGAUGCAGAUGACCAGUUUGAUUUGUUUCUA